Molecule: messenger RNA, 602 nt
Organism: Suncus etruscus (white-toothed pygmy shrew)
Lineage: Eukaryota; Metazoa; Chordata; Mammalia; Eulipotyphla; Soricidae
Product: probable ribosome biogenesis protein RLP24
Exons: 1
Coding region: 1-492 (163 amino acids)
Biological process (GO): ribosomal large subunit biogenesis; translation
Cellular component (GO): nucleolus; ribosome
Molecular function (GO): structural constituent of ribosome
Source: RefSeq, a predicted model, not a curated record
AUGAGGAUCGAGAAAUGUUAUUUCUGUUCCGGACCCAUUUAUCCCGGCCACGGCAUGAUGUUUGUCCGGAACGAUUGCAAGGUGUUCAGAUUCUGUAAAUCCAAGUGUCAUAAAAACUUUAAGAAAAAGCGCAAUCCUCGCAAAGUAAGGUGGACGAAAGCCUUCCGGAAAGCAGCUGGUAAAGAGCUUACAGUGGAUAAUUCAUUUGAAUUUGAAAAACGAAGAAACGAACCUAUUAAGUACCAGCGAGAGCUAUGGAAUAAAACUAUUGAUGCAAUGAAGAGAGUAGAAGAGAUCAAGCAGAAACGGCAAGCUAAAUUUAUAAUGAACAGGUUGAAGAAAAAUAAAGAACUACAGAAAAUGGAGGACAUCAAAGAAGUAAAGCAAAAUAUCCAUCUUAUCCAUGCCCCUGUUGCAGGCAAAGGAAAGCAACUGGAAGAAAAAAUGUUACAGGAAUUGCAACAGGAUGUGGACAUGGAAGAUACUUCUUAAAAAUCCCGCUGCUUAUAACCAUUUCUAUUCAGACAUUGAAAAUCUCCUUUGGAGACUUAGAACUUCUAAAUUAUUGUUUUGUUAUCUUACAUAAGUUCUCCCAGAUUGCU